Molecule: messenger RNA, 4940 nt
Organism: Owenia fusiformis
Lineage: Eukaryota; Metazoa; Annelida; Polychaeta; Sabellida; Oweniidae
Source: the annotation of a GenBank genome assembly
AAAGAAUGAACACAAAGUCAAUUGAAUAGUGUGAAAGGAUGAAUUGGUAGCAAAGAAAGCAACAUUCUGGCUUACAUAAAUCAUUGAGAACAUAUUGAUGUAAGUUUAUAUAGCACUGACUUCACACUAAAAUAAGAUACAGAAAGAACAAAGUGGUAUACAAAGGAAUUAGGAAAGUCAAUACUAUUAUAUAACAUGACAGAUAUCUGAUACAUAUCAACAUCUUCCUAUAUACUCAGUUUAUGAUGCAUUUGCUGUUUUUACAAGGCACUUAAUGAUGACAAAGAGUUCCAGGAAGAAUGUAACUUCUAUGGGUUCAAAAAAUGUGGAGAAUUAACUGGCUUUAAGUGUGUUACAUAGUCCUGCAUACAAGCCUGAAAACAUUUUUUAAUAUUUUGACUGAGCUGCCUUUUAAAUAAGCUCACAUCUGAGCACUCUUUUCGGAAAAUAACUGGCUAAAAAUGCUGCAUAGUCCUGGAUACGAGCCUGACAGUGACUGAUCUGCCUUAUAAAUUAGGUCACAUCUGGGCACUCUUCUAGGCUUAUAUACAAGACUAGUGCAAACUAAAAUAGCAUUGCAAGCAACUAUGAAUACCCUGAGUCUCAGUGCCUAGUACAUCAGAUGAAGCUCUCUUUUAAGCGAGGAAAUCAAUACAGAAAGCAUACAUCUGGAUUAUCAAUUAAAAAGUUUGAUGGAUGCUUCAGAAAGUAAAAAUACAGAAAACAACCUCUUGAACAUAACCUCAGAACUAUGUGAAGACCACACACAGCAUGUAAUAUCUGAUGACACAAAUUCGGAUAUUACAACUAAAUACAGCAGAAAACAUGACAAGAACCAACAGGACUUAACUUUCCAUGACAAGAAACAUUAUUUAAGAAUCACUAAACUGUUAAUUCAAGCUGAUUUCACCAAAACAAAAUUAGUUUAAAAAUGGCAAAGGAGGGAACACCUAUGGUGUUUAACAUAGACAGGACAUUAUUUGUUAAUGACACGCUAUGUGCUUUUGACGAUACGCUUCUUGAACAUGACAGACUUCAACCUGAUCAUCGCAUCUCCUGGUACGAUAAUAUUUCACCGGAUGACGCAGUAACAAACGCUGUGCCAAGUGAAAAGGAACAGGAUCGAAUAGAUAGUAUCUCUUACAUGUUCAAUUGCAAACCUGUGGAGUAUCAUGAAACCGGAAAGCUCAAUUCAUUCACUGACCCAGUGACCUCACGACAAAAGAGAGCACUUCAAGUGGCGAACAUUUCACAAUAUACUGAACAUUCUGCACAGAACCUUUUAGAUUCUUUACCAUUAACGAAUCAGGAGACUCCUCAACGGCAUACACAGAAUGGGAAAUCGUUAGCACAAACCAGGAAAUCAUUGGAUAUCCCAUUAAGGUUAUACAGAGAUUCAUCACGAUCUCCGUAUGCAGGAAAUGAACCAGAAUUAGAAGUAAUAUGGACUAAACAGAACGAAAACGAACGAAAGCAUAAAGGCCUAAAUGGAACUAUACCCUUGGUAACUGACACACCCAAAGCAAGCAUGGAUGUUAAGGUGUGUGCAGAAUUCGAAAGGGAAUGUGACGAUUGUCAGGAACAGACGCCAGAGAACUUAGAGAAAAGACGCAGACAUGCUGAACCAUUCCCAUAUUGUGUUUAUGUCACCCGCUAUCCUAAAACUGCAUUCGGUCUUACAUUGGGAGGACAUAUUCUUAUGAUGGUCAUCUUUGGAGUGUUAUAUAUGACAGGGGUCAAUGUCAUGCCCUACGACUUCAACCACCUCCCCAUGAAUAUGACCACAUCUGAGAGACUCCGUUGGGAAGCUUGGAAAAACAGAAAUGACGACCCAGAUAUUAUCAAAAGAUGGAAUUCGGUAGAUCUCCAGUCCAAAUGGCCGAGGAUGACACCAUUUGACCGAUUCGAUAUUUACUACCAACUAGACUCAGGAAAUAUAUUCACAAAGGAAAACCUGGAAAAAAUUGCAAAUUUUGAGAAAAAAUUAGAAUCUCAGAGCAAUUAUCACCGAUAUUGCCAUCUCCGCAAUAGGAAUUCAGAUGAUUGCACAAAACCAGUAUCAGUUAUUCAGUAUUUUGAUGGAACAUAUGCCAGAUUGGAUGAUAUUUAUAAUGAUACAGGGUAUAAUAAUAUCCCCCAAGUGAUAUUUGCAGCUAGUGGAAAUCCAAUGCUAGCAGACAUGGUGGAUUAUCAUCUCACGAAGGAUGUCAUAUUGACCAAUCAAACAGUAUACUCAGAUGUCACUAGGUCGGGUUUCUUACUUGGGUUCCCAUUGGUCAAUGCCUCUGACCAAUCAGAACUUGAUAUGCUUGAUGAAAUAGAUGUAUUUCUCAAUGGAAAUUUCCGUCCAAAACUCAUGGAACUUUCCGCUGACCUUAAACCUAUUAAAGUGCUAUAUGCAAGUCAAAGGAUAUUCAUGUAUGAUCUAAUUCCUCAAGCCUUCAAAGACAUGGGCUUGGCAGUUGGAAGUUUUGUCUUCAUAUUCGCAUUCAUCUGGAUCAUGACAAGAUCUUUAUGGAUUACUUCACUAGCCGUUUUCAGUGUAAUCUCGAGCUUUGUUGGAACAAUUCUCAUCUAUACACUCAUCCUCGAUUUCAGAUAUUUUGGAUAUUUCCACAUUUUCUCAAUCUACAUCAUCCUAGGCAUAGGUGCCGAUGAUUUCUUUGUGUUCUACAACACAUGGAUCGCAUCAGGAGCACAUACAUAUAAAAGUAUCGCCCACAGAUUAAGCUAUACAUACAGACGAGCUGCCAAAGCAAUGUUCUUCACGUCAAUUACAACAUCGGUUGCAUUUUUGGCAAAUGGAUUAUCACCACUAUUAUGUAUCAACUCAUUUGGAAUCUUCUCUGGAAUCCUUAUACUUGUGAAUUAUAUAUCUGUCAUUGUGUUCUUUCCAACAGUGGUCAUCAUACAUGAUAUGUACUUCAAAGACAUCACAUGGAAACAUAUAUGUUGUUCUUGGAGAAAGAAAUCUACCCCAGCUGACAAACACACUACGGCUACUAUGGACAGAAGUACCCCAACAAACAACCAUAGUAAUACCCCCUCAAACAACCAAUCCAACGCAGGAAACCACCAAACCACCAUUGCAGAGGAUGACCCUAAAGGUACUACUGAUGCGGCAAAUACACAUAGAAUACACCUAGACGAGCCCAGCAGUCCUAAAGAAUACAAAGAAACUGAUAUCCUCCACAAUGCGGAUACCAUAGAAACAUCUAAGAAGACUCAGACACAUCGCAUCACAAAGUUCUUCUCUGGACCAUAUUUUCGAGUUGUCACACAUAGAAUUUGGCGCUGGGUUAUCCUAGCCUGCUUCGUUGUAGUGUUUGGAGUGCUGCUGUACUUUGCCACAACCAUCCAAAUCGACUCCAAACAGUUUAAAAUCUACAAGGACACCACAAAUUAUGGUCAAGUAGACCACCUCCACUAUAACGUCUUCAAAAUGGACAGAAAUAGCGUAGAAUAUGUUGACAUUUACCUUAUAUGGGGAAUGAAAGAGAGGGACCUGUCAUCUUGCCAUCAUUCCGACUUCCACUGUAUUGGAGAACAGAGAUGGGAUCAGUCAUUUGAUAUUAAUCAGCCCAGGCACCAAAUAGCUUUCAAGGUCUUAUGUGAUGACCUGCAUAAUCUCACUGAUGAUGUCACGUCAAAACUCCAUAUAAGGAAAGACAAAGAUGGCCGACCUGAAAUAAACUGUUUCAUCACACCAAUGGAGAAUUAUUUUAACGAACAAAAAUCAAAGAUUGAUUCACAGAAGCUACAGUUACCAUAUAAGGAAAACAAUAUGGCGAACUUCAUGACAAGAAACUCACAUAUCUACAAAAAUAAUACAUCAAAAUUGUUCAAUAAUUAUUUUGAGAUUGGAGUUAACUACUGGUUGUCAGGAGGUUAUUCUAUGACAUCACCAGACUACGCCAUCUAUAAUGACUUGCUAGGAGAGAUGUGGAAUAAUCCAUUUACAACCAUGACCAAAAUAAAACCCCAGGGAAACAACACAGAUUUCAAGGGACCUUACUAUGGGACGAGGAUGCAGUAUAUUGGAGUAAAGAUUAAAACAGAUAUAUACAGGAGACAUAUGGGGCCUAAUGAAGGUUUGAAGAUUAUGAAAGAUUGGGAUGACUACAUGGAAGAAAAGACCCUGAAUCUGCCAAAUCAAUUGAAACAUGGUUUUCAUACAUCAGAAUGGUGGCAAGAUAUCAAAGUCUUACAGAGGCUGACCAAUGAUGCUAUGAUCGGGAUAUCUGCGGGUAUAACCAUGUCAUUUCCAAUACUCCUCGUGGCCACAAUGAAUGUUAUAUUAGCACUACUGGGCACUCUGGUCCUAGCGAUGAUCACGGCAUGUACAUUGGCAGUUAUACCACUGGCUGGUUGGAAACUUGGGGUAUUGAUCUCCAUGAAUCUAUGUCUAUUGGUGGGCCUUACAAUUGAUUAUGUCGUCCACUUUGCCGCAGCCUACCAUCACUCCACUAAAGCACACCGGAAGGGACGCGUUUUCGACGCACUUGAAUCGAUGGGAAUAUCAAUACUUUACGGGGCAUGCACAACCAUGGGUGCUGCCCUCUUUAUGUGUUUUGGACAGAUGCAGUUUUUCUUACAAUUCGGGACAUUUAUAUUCAGCACGAUAGGGUUCUCAUUGAUAUUUUCGCUAGGCUUUUUCCCAGUUUUGUUAAGCUUAAUCGGCCCACAGGGUCACUUUGGUUCACUAUGGCCUCUCGUUAGAUGUGUCUCAAAGAUUUUAUGUGGUGAGAAAAAGCCUAAGGUAUACUGUCAAACAUGUGGGCGACAUUUGGUAAAUGAAAAUUCAAAGUAUGGAUGACGAAACUCGUGAUGAAAUUUUUAUGUACUAAUAACUGUAAUAAAACUCUUCUUAAACAUGUUCUUCAGGUUGGAUUAUUAAAUCACAAAAAUAUUUUUUUCUUCUUUUCACAACCUUUAUUUUA